AUGAAACGCCUUGUGGAAGGCGAUAAGCAAGUUGAGGCGGACGUGAAGCGGAUUACUGCAUCUGAGGUGGUACUCCCGAAGACUGCCCAAGAGCUUGCCCACUGCAUCAUCCACACAGCAUAUCUAGCAUCGAAGAACUCGGGAGGGGCCACUCGCGACCUAGCCCAGAGGAUCGCUGAUCAGGUCGGCAGCUACCACAAGUUUGUGAUGAUUGACAAGGUCUGUGAUGCUGUUGAGGAGGCCUUUACCGACUAUGUCAUUACUGAUGAGGAAGGAAAGGUCGACGAGGGGCUCAUUCCGAAGUAUCUCUCACAGGGAGGUACUCGGACCACUGAUCUGGCAUUGCAGAAUAUCCAAGCUCGAAGUCGGAUGGUAAUGUCGUUUAUGCUGGCACAGCUCCUUCCACACGCUAGGAGGCGUGGGGGGUAUUUACUUGUGCUUUCCACUG
Messenger RNA from Perkinsus marinus ATCC 50983, 448 nucleotides. RefSeq lists its product as hypothetical. The annotation marks the transcript as partial. The record is from RefSeq and is a predicted model, not a curated record. Gene Ontology annotation, molecular function: glutaminase activity; NAD+ synthase (glutamine-hydrolyzing) activity. The transcript has 4 exons. Gene Ontology annotation, cellular component: cytoplasm. Gene Ontology annotation, biological process: NAD+ biosynthetic process. NCBI's taxonomy places the organism in Eukaryota, Perkinsozoa, Perkinsida, Perkinsidae.